Molecule: messenger RNA, 810 nt
Organism: Tremella mesenterica DSM 1558
Lineage: Eukaryota; Fungi; Basidiomycota; Tremellomycetes; Tremellales; Tremellaceae
Exons: 1
Coding region: 1-810 (269 amino acids)
Source: RefSeq, a predicted model, not a curated record
AUGGAUCUUCCAACUCCCGAAUCUUUGGCUCUCUCCGCAUCUCUCUUCACUUCAUCGAUCGACAAUUGGAUCCCAUCUUCCUUUGGCACCUCCUCCACCCUCCCUUCGUCUUCUCUUCCUGAACUGCGUUUGGGGUCAGGAGGCGAUGACGAUAGACAUGGCUUGGGUCAUCCAUCAAUCAACCAACCUAAACCAAGAAUAAGUGCUGGAUUAGGAGCUUUAAACAAGAAAUUUGGCAAGAGGCCGGUCCCUCAUGUCUCGAAGACCAAGGAUGAGAUCAUGGGGAAAGGGGAGAACGAGAGUGAAGAUGAAGAAGAAUCAAGGACAAAGAUGGUGGAAAGAAGACCGAGAUCUAAAGUGGUCGAAGUAUUGAAAAAGAGGAAGAAGAAGUUGAAAAAUUCGAUAUCUAUAACUCAUUCUUCUGUCAGCAAAUCUACCGUUCCACCCUCUAUCAAUCAAAUCAUGUCAACAUCCUUGCCGGAUCUUUCCAUAUCCCCUCUACCAUCAAUACCUAUUUUUGCGAAAGUAGAUCACAUUCAAUCACAUGUCUCUACCAUACCCGAAGUCACUCCAGAUUCCUCCCACCUUGAACCCGAUGCUGUCCAACUUCACGAACACUCGAGGAUAGACCACAUGAUUGUCAACGACGAAGAUGAGGACAGAGAAGGUGGGGCGCAGGGCGUUCUGACGGAUGUAGCAUUCACCGCUUCUGGGGGUAAAACAAGAACACAACUUCGGAGACAAAAACGAAAGGCGGCGAAGUUGGCGGAAAGGGCGCGAUUGGAGGCGGCAUCUCGACUUGGGAAAUGA